Messenger RNA from Musca vetustissima, 438 nucleotides. RefSeq names its product protein ILRUN-like. NCBI's taxonomy places the organism in Eukaryota, Metazoa, Arthropoda, Insecta, Diptera, Muscidae. The coding region runs from base 70 to 438 and encodes 122 amino acids. The record is from RefSeq and is a predicted model, not a curated record. The transcript has a single exon.
UCCCACAGGAAUCUUCAAACGGCUGUCGGUUGCUAUUUGGAUUUUUGCAAUGGUCAAACUCUGCCCUCCAUGAAACUGGUACAACAACAACCGAAUGGUCAACAAAUGGCAUGGCGUCUACAAAAUAUUGGUUCGGAAACCUGGCCCAAUGGCUGUUACUUAAUGUCCAAUAGUCAAGUUCGACGUCUAGAGGUACCAUCGUUACGGCCGGGUGAUACAUGUGAUGUUGUGGCCGACAUUUGUAGCCAUGAGCCGAUUGUGUGGCGUCUCUGCACUCCGUAUGGUGAAUAUUUUGGUGAUAGCCUGUGUCUGGUGGCACCGGGCGUUUUCAAUUCGCACGAGGAAUUAAAUCAACGUUUAGCUCAAUUAGCCGUUAGCGAACAAAAUCCCGCCCAAUGUCCUCAAGUUAAUAUUGUGAUAUCGGAGAGAAUGGAAUAG